UAUGCGUUAUCUUUCUCUCUAUAUCUUUCUUACAAACCCUAAUUUUCUGAAACCCUAAUCGCUCUACAAACUCUAGCUUCCAUCCUUCAAUCUUUCUCCGAUCUCUCAAACCCUAGAUUUCAGAAACCCUUAUCUUUCUAACCGUAGCUUACGAUCAUCAUUUCCGCCUCCGAAAUCCUCGAUAUUUUCCCCGAAUCUUGAAACCCUAGGCAGCUGUGGCUCGUCUUCUUCGGUAGAAAUGGUCGGAGGAGGAAAUAGGAGGGACGAUGGGCCCAUCGGGAUAAACAGCACGAACGUUUUCGCCGCCCUCGACAGUCUCCGCAGGAAGAAGAAAUCGGACGGCUCAUCGAAGAGCAAAGGAUCGUCGAAGAAGGAAACCGAGCCUGCCCCGGUGUUCUGGGCCCCAGCGCCCCUGACAGUAAAAUCAUGGGCUGAUGUGGAUGAUGAUGACGAUUACUACGCGACCACUGCACCGCCUCAGUCGGUUUGGGGAUCAUCAGUAGAGGCGCAGCAGCAGCAGAGUAAGGAGAGUGAGGUGCUGGUAGAGGAAAGUGAAAGCGAAGAGGAUGGUCUUGAUGAAGAAGAUGAUGAUGUUGAUGAAGAUCAUGAACCGGAGCCUGAGGUUCCUGUAACUACUGAGCUGGUGGUAAAGAAGCCUCCAUCAGCUUCUCUGGUACCCAAAGAUACAGAAAGGCAGCUUUCAAAGAAGGAAUUGAAGAAAAAGGAGCUUGCAGAUCUUGAAGCAAUCUUGGCUGAGUUGGGGAUCCCCAAGAAAGAGACAAAUGGCCAAGCUGGUGUUGCGGAAGGGAGGAUAGUGGAGGAACCCAAUGGAGAGAUGGAAAAAAAGGAGAAUGUCCCAACUCUGACAGAGAGCAAAAGUGCGAAGAAGAAGAAGGCGAAGAAGGACAAAUCCACCAAGGAAGUUAAAGAUCAACAGGACCAACCAAAUGGAUCUGACAACAACAUACCUGAAGAUGCAACUUCAGCAGAGCCAGCAGAAGAAGACACAUCCGCCAUCGAUAUGAAGGAACGGCUAAAGAAGGUGGCUUCCAUGAAGAAGAAGAAAUCUAGCAAAGAGGUUGAUGCUGCUGCCAAAGCAGCUGCAUCUGAAGCUGCUGCAAGGUCUGCAAGGCUUGCUGCUGCUAAGAAGAAAGAGAAGAACCACUACAACCAACAGCCAGUGCGGUAAGCCUGUUUUUGCCAUGUGUACCCAUCCACCUUGUUCAUUUGUUGAAUGCGAAAUAAACAGCGGGCUCUGGAUUCGCGUAGAUGACCUUACGUUAUUGCUCUGGUUUACUUGGAAAAAGAAAAUCUUUUUUUCUCUCUCGUUUUGGAAUAUCUAUCAUGCCACUGUGAAGUGUCAUAUGAGCUGUGACAUAAUGUUUCCGGAUAUUCUGCUUUUGCAACAUCUUGUGGAUUUUACUUCAAAUCAGUUCUUGCCUGUUACUCA
Magnolia sinica is the source of this 1450-nucleotide messenger RNA. RefSeq lists its product as uncharacterized. The record is from RefSeq and is a predicted model, not a curated record. NCBI's taxonomy places the organism in Eukaryota, Viridiplantae, Streptophyta, Magnoliopsida, Magnoliales, Magnoliaceae. Bases 239 to 1189 code for a protein of 316 amino acids. The transcript is spliced from 3 exons.